AUGUGUCCGAUCGGCCAGGCUGAAGUGUCUGUAGUAUACAAAGGGUGUAAGCGUACUCUCGAAUUGUUUGUAGUGCCUGGUAAGAAUGAACCGAUUAUGGGACUGGAGUGGGCUUGGGCUCUCGGUGUAUUAAAAGAAAACCUUGACGGUGCAAUUUUUAUUAACAAAAUCGACGAAGCGUCUCUGAAGCAUGAUUUUGGUAGUGUAUUCGUGAAUGAGUUAGGGCUGUACAAUAGAAGGGAAUUCAACGUAGUGUUAAAGUCAGGCGCUGUGCCAGUAUUUCGUAAGCCAAGGUCAGUGCCUUAUGCAAUUAAGGGUAAGGUCGAAGCCGAACUAGAUAGGCUAGUGAAAGAGGGUAUACUUGUUCCGGUAGAGUGUAGCGAAUGGGCAACCCCCAUCGCAACGUUAUUUAAAAAGAAUGGACAAGUACGGCUGCGUGGUGACCUCAAAGUGACGCUAAAUCCGGUAACGAAAGUAGAUAGAUAUCCGAUUCCGCGCGUUCAGGACGUUUUAGCAGCGUUGAAAGGGCACGCCGUGGAGUAG
Messenger RNA from Copidosoma floridanum, 543 nucleotides. RefSeq lists its product as uncharacterized. The record is from RefSeq and is a predicted model, not a curated record. Lineage: Eukaryota; Metazoa; Arthropoda; Insecta; Hymenoptera; Encyrtidae.